AUGGAGGGUGGGUUCAACAAGGCCUUACUAAUGACUGCGGAGAAUGGGAAAGAAGUUAUCGCAAAGUUACCGUGUCCCAAGGUUGUGCCCCCGCAAUAUAGCACCGCAUCUGAAGCAGCUGUUUUGGAAUAUGUGAGGUCUCAUACCUCUGUUCCAGUGUGCAAGGUUCUUGGGUGGAGCUCUGACUCUUCAAAUCCAGUUGGUUCCGAGUAUAUCCUAAUGGAGAAAGCUCACGGGAAGCAGUUGGUCGAAGUAUGGGGCGAAAUGAAUCAGCUGCAGCAGUUCCGGCUCGUUCAAUGCCUGGUCCGGCUUGAAAGUCAGUUGGCAGCGUUGGAGUUUCCGGCUUAUGGAAACCUGUAUUUUCGGCCUCCGGAUCCCCAGGGCUCGGUCAGAGCUGUUCCAAUAGACGACAAAUUCUGUGUUGGCCCGGCAUAUAGUGCAUCGUGGUUUCCGCAGCCGGGCGAGGAACGUCAUGCAGGCCCAUGGCAGUGCCUUACAGACCUUGGACUUGGGUUGACCAGUCGGGGUCUUGCGCACCUGCAACAUUCGUCGCUUGCUCCUCGUAGACCCCAUUUCGGCACCAAAUCUGAGCACCUCGAGAUCUUGACAAAGGUUAGGGAGACAAUGCUACAUUUGGGGGGUUUCGCCCCACUGCAGAAGUUUUCUAAGCCUACGCUGUGGCAUAGCGACCUUCACCUGGGCAAUAUAUACGUUUCCGAGGAGGAUCCAACAGCUAUCGUCAACAUAAUCGAUUGGCAGUUCACCUCGAUUAUGCCCGCUUUCAUGCAAGUUCAGUGGCCUUCUUUUCUUGCCCCACCUGAUGGCUAUGAAGCUGGUACCGUCAAACCGGGACUACCUCCAAAUUUUGAAGAAAUGGACGCCGAUGAGAAAGCAUUUGCUAUCACCGAGAGAGAUCGAGCUUUACUCUCGAAAUGCUACGAAGCAGCUCUGGUCAAGAGCCACAUACUAUCGUACUUGGCUAUGACUCGAGUUGACUCCGCUGUUCGAUACCUUUUCUCAUUCGCAGAAGACACGACAAAGGAUGGGAUUGUUCCGCUUCGUGAUUGCUUAACCCAAGUCGCUGAACACUGGGACGAAAUGGGUAUCACUGAGCAGUGUCCUUAUCACAUUACGGAUGAAGCAUUAUCAAAGCAUAGAUCAGAGCUAGCACGGUACAAUGAUUGGCAGACACUCAAAGGCUAUACACAGGAACUGUUGCACUCAGACGAUGAGGGCUGGGUUUCCCCCCAACUCGAUUUUGAAAAGGUCCAGGCAAGACAUGCUGAACUCUUUCAACUAUACAUGGAGAGAGAAACCCAAGAUAUGACUGAGGAAGAGGCAAAAAGGCUUUGGUUUUACAUAGAACAUUCCUAA
Molecule: messenger RNA, 1374 nt
Organism: Aspergillus neoniger CBS 115656
Lineage: Eukaryota; Fungi; Ascomycota; Eurotiomycetes; Eurotiales; Aspergillaceae
Product: serine/threonine protein kinase
Exons: 3
Coding region: 1-1374 (457 amino acids)
Cellular component (GO): mitochondrion
Source: RefSeq, a predicted model, not a curated record